UUGUGCUCAUUCGGCUUUUAAAAGCGAUUGAGACCAGUUUGGCGAUAUAUAAAAUUUUAAAUAUUUAAAGGCAAAAUUUUUAAUUUUUUCAGCUUUUGUUAAAAUCUUCCUUUGAUUUUCUGGUAUUUUAAUUAUUAACUAAACUAUCGACACUACUAAUUUGGAAGCUGAAAAUUGGCUUGAUUAACUAUAAAUUAAGCAGGAGUUUCUAGGGAAGGAGAAUUUCGCAUUAACGAUGGCAAUGCCAACUGUCCCCUCGCCCGGUCCUGCGAGACCAGGGUUUCCGUGUGCAUAUCCCGGGGUUAUGCCGAUGCCAGAACCAGGGCCCGAGUUGGCGCAGAGGUGUAUAACUGUCCAGCAACCUCCUAGGUUAGUUGUUGAGAAGAAAGUGAUCUUCGUGAAGAAAAUUCGUCAAGAUCCAAAAUUGAUCAAUGCAAUGAGGGAAAUUUGUAUUCCUCAUGUCACCACCGAGGUUAUGAUAAUGCGAAUUCCCAAAUUAACGUGGGUCACUCAAGUUAUUAAGGAGCCGAAAGUUUCAUGGCAUGAGGAAAAGCACGCAGAGCCGCAAGUUGUGUGUUAUCCAAGAGUAGUUGUCGAGCCGAAGGAGGUAUGCCAGGCAAUAUUAUGCCAACCAACUCCGCAAGUUGUUCGCGUGCCUCCACCAACAGAAUAUUGUUGCUACGCAACCGGCCCAACUACACUCAACUGCAGGCCAGCGUCAAGAUACCGGUGUCCGCCGUGUCCUCCUUACGUGCCUCCGGGACCGGCGAGUCCACUUUACUCACCAUGUCCUCCGUGUCCUCCAUAUUGUGCCCCUAUUCCGGGCUUGGCAGCUGUGCGUUAGUUAUUUAAUUGAACCGUGAAAGUUGUUCGGGUCGACAAGUUUUGUUUCGACUUUGGCGUUACUAGUGUACUAUGUCCGGUUUUCAAAUGUCUAGGGAUUAUAGUCCUGAUAAUAAUUUCUUGGGAAGAGUUCCCUAAAAAGUUACCAAAAAGUGUGCCCAGCCGUUUGGGUUUAUUGAUUUUUUUUAAUUUUCUGAAUUUUACUUCCCAAAUUGCUUUUUAAUUACUUUUCAAAGCCAUGGUAGCUAAAUUGGUUUAUAUGGUAUACUAAUGUGCCCAUUGUUGCUCUUAUUUUGGAACCUUUGAAUAAAUAUUUUAAUGGCUGGCCUA
Hermetia illucens (black soldier fly) is the source of this 1173-nucleotide messenger RNA. Its product is annotated as DBF4-type zinc finger-containing protein 2 homolog. The record is from RefSeq and is a predicted model, not a curated record. The coding region runs from base 236 to 844 and encodes 202 amino acids. The transcript is spliced from 2 exons. NCBI's taxonomy places the organism in Eukaryota, Metazoa, Arthropoda, Insecta, Diptera, Stratiomyidae.